Molecule: messenger RNA, 1802 nt
Organism: Contarinia nasturtii (swede midge)
Lineage: Eukaryota; Metazoa; Arthropoda; Insecta; Diptera; Cecidomyiidae
Product: major royal jelly protein 1
Exons: 3
Coding region: 487-1656 (389 amino acids)
Cellular component (GO): extracellular region
Source: RefSeq, a predicted model, not a curated record
AUUUAGUACACUUGAGCAGUUCAUGCCAUAAAUCCACACUCAAAAUCAGAGCGCGAACAAAAAAAAAACCGAAACGAAGGACGAGUGGUGUGCGCCAGAGAGACAGAACACAAUAACCACACACACAAAAUUCAGUCUUUUCAAACAGUCCAUAUACUAAAUGAGACUGAGUUGAAAACGAGUUUUCUGUUAGAUGAAUGGAAAAAGUGUAAUACGAUCAUAAAUUUAUUUAUGUUUGAACUUAUUCGGUCAAAAGUCAAAAACGAUUAAUUUUUUUCACUCUUGUUCGCAUUACUGCAUUCAGUGUGCGUGCUGACAUUGUAGUAUAAUAAAUUGUGUAGUGGGUGUUCGUCGUAGUUUUUAGCUCGAGCUUUCGUUCUUGCACAUUCUUGCCAAACAUUUAUCAUCGAAAAGUGUUUUUCUCCGAAGAAAAAAAAAACAAACAAAUUAAAUAAAAAAAAAAACAUAAAUUGUGUGCAACUUAAAAUGCAUUGUAUAUUAGAGAUGCUAAGAUGUUCAACAGCGACAUUAUUGCCGUUGAUAUUGGUGCUAUCAUUUGUAACCGUAAUUUCGGCUGACUGUGAUAAUUCCAUCGUACCUGAAUUGACAUUUCGUUUGGGUGGCAAUAAUCUCAAUUGGCCAUGCGAGGCAACAAAAAAUAUCUACAGCGGUUCUGGUCGUUAUAUUCCAAAAAGUGUAAUUGCAACACGUUCGCAAAUUUAUCGUGACACCGCUUUUGUUGCAAUUCCACGGUAUCGUGCUGGUGUACCAUUUACAUUGGGCCGUGUUGAUUUGAGAAAAGGUAAAUGUUCCGUACCAAUUGCACCAUAUCCAUGUUGGGCAUCACAAGACGAAGGCAAUUGCCAGGCACUUCAAAAUGUCGUCGAUAUUUAUCUUGAUCGGCAGAGUACACUUUGGGUCUUGGACACCGGAAUCGUAAACAAUUUAGCACAGCCAAUUAAACGUUGUUCACCAAAAGUCGUCGCUAUCGAUGUUCCAAGUGGUAAAAUUGUAAAAACAAUCGAUCUCUCGAGUUUAGUUGUGUCCGCAUCACGAUUACAGUAUUUAGCCGUUGACUACGAUAAAAAUGGGCAUGCAUUCCUUUAUAUCGCGGAUGCUGGCACCAGAGCUAUACUUGUACAUGAUUGCACAGAGAACAAAGGUCAUCGUGUCGUUUUACCAGCUGCUGUCGUUGCUGGUUCAAAUCGUAACGAUGUGUUAUACAUGUCAUUAGUGCGAAAAACCGAUGGUGUGAAUGUGCUAUAUUUCACAUAUUUGGGCGCCGCCCGACUAUUUUCAAUCAAAACCGAACAAUUACGCCAAGGUCUUGGAUCGGGAGCGGUUGUUGAUGUUGGACCAAAACCCGAUGAUCAACCGGUCGUAUUGCUUGGCACCGACAACGGAUCAUCAUUGUUUUUCCGUUAUAAAGGACAGUCGAAUAUUAUGAUGUGGAACACAGAGACCUGUUUCAAACCGGCCAAUUUCAUCGAAGUACAAAAAGGUGCAGAGUGUCGAUUAGCCACACAGGUAAUGCCCGGCCAUAAACGCUAUAUGUGGACCAUGGAGAGCAAUUUCCAUGAUUACAUCACGAAUACGGUCGGUUGUGGCGGUGCAUCAAUGGUUAUUCAUCCAAUUAUUAAAGAAUCUCAUGAUUAAUUGCAGAUAAAUUUCUUUUUUGUAAUUAAUUAAUUGUAAAGCGCACUUGGUUUUCACGUAUUGUAACUAUUAUUAAUAUUAUUAUUAUUUUUUUCGAAUAAAAAAAAAACAAUAAAUAUUUAUUAUUCAAUUAAACGGUUGAUAUA